Messenger RNA from Pseudophryne corroboree (corroboree frog), 1104 nucleotides. RefSeq lists its product as uncharacterized. The record is from RefSeq and is a predicted model, not a curated record. Bases 312 to 1040 code for a protein of 242 amino acids. The transcript is spliced from 4 exons. NCBI's taxonomy places the organism in Eukaryota, Metazoa, Chordata, Amphibia, Anura, Myobatrachidae.
UGGCUGAGUGACUGUAUGUGAUGUGUCACUCUGCCAAUCGUAGCACAGCAGACACUGCUGGGGAGUUCCUGUACUGAGCAGGAAUCUCCUCAGCGUUACAGCAGGGCAUACCAGUGGGCACAGCACAGCAGUUCCCAGUCACCAGCAGACCUUGCAUUGGCCACACACCCCGAUGAUAGUGGGCGGGGUUACAGAGCAGCGGAGCACAUAGGGAUUUACCCAGCAGUCCAGGUCUGAGUUCUUUCAAGGAUCAUAGUUCAGAGGAGGAUGACGAACCUAGCCUGAUCUCAGCCCUCUCUCAGGCAAUAACCAUGCAGGAAACCCAGCUGGGGCAAGCCCAACCGGUGAGAGCGACAACUGCUUCCUCUUCAGUCACUGCAUUUCUCCCUGGAAUUUACUGCAAAUCUGAUGUAUACGAUGAUUAUGAUGGAGAUGCUGUUCCCCUCCCACACAAAGAAGGACAGGAUAGCAAUCCCGAGACCAUCAAACUAACCAGCAUAUCCGAGACCAUUGCAGAGGCAAGCUCCCCCUUGACAGAAGAAGAGAACACCGCCCCAGAGACAAUGGAAGAGGGCAGCGCCCCCUCAACUACAGAAGAAACUAACACUCCUGAGACAAUAGUUGAUGUCAGCACCCCCUUGAUGUUAGUAGAGACCAGCAUCCCUAAGACAAUGAAAGAGUCAAGCACUCCUAAGACAGUGGCAGCAGCCAGCACUCUCAAGACCAAGGAAGAUACCAACAAUCCUGAAAUCAUGGGAAAGGCCAAUGCUACUGAGAUCACAGGAGAGUCCAGCACUCAUUCGACCAUAAAAGUGACCAACACUUUCAAGACCUUUGGAAACAACAACAUAAGCAUAGCAGAAGCCAAGGUCAUUGAAGAAGCCAAGUCCCUCAUCACCACUGAAAAAUAUCUGGGUGCUUGGGUGGUAGUCUUAUGUGUGCUUAUUCUGACAAAGGUAAUAUUCAUUUGUGGUGGCAUGAUGGUCUAUCUUUAUUACAAGAAAACCCACCGCAAACAAGGCUACAUCGUUGACAUCUAGGAGUCACAAACGGAGGUCCCCACUACCACCUGCUAUUAUGCCUAAAUAAAAACAUUGUGUUUGA